CCUCCCGUUUCCCAGCGAGAAAAGCGCACCGCCUCGCCGCCCUCCUGGCCCUGCUGCGUGAGCGCGGAGCUUCCAGAGACCCCGGGCACCUUUUUCCUGCGAGGAAGAGGCGAAAAAGAACAAGUGACCACUUUGUGGCCGUGCGUAAAAGUGGGAGUCAGGAUGUCGGAUCUGUCUGUGAAUGAUCAUCUGGAGGGGAUACUGUCAGACUUUGAGGCCCUCAAGAGAUCCUUUGACGUUGAGGAUGCGGACGAGAUUCCUUCUUUUUCUCCGUCUUCGACCCUAAGUUCACCCCUGAGUCCAAGCCCAGUCCCAGCCAAUGAAAGCAGAGGACCAGCCAAUCACACAGCCUCAUCCUAUCAGUCACGGAUCACUAUCCACUCAAGCCCCACCGAAAGUCCUGUCUUGAAGUCCAAAAUGGUGACCAGCCUGUCAUUCAAUCGCGGCACCAUCGGAACGGCCAGAGCCAACGGUAAGACGAGCUCAGGGGUCACCCGCGUCUCGUCCUUCCAGAGCAAGUUCAACCCGAACGGGUUCUCAUCCUCCGGGCCAGGGAGCGACAAUGACAGCCUGCAUAGCUCCUCCUCCAGCUUGGAAUAUCACGGCUCCUCGAAGCUAAGCUCUUUCAGCCAUCUCCAGGGUCCUAUGACUGCAAGCGAGUGCAAAGCCCAGCACCUGGGAAGCCCUGCUUUGAAGAAGUUCUCUUCGCACGGCAAUGUGUUCCACUCGGACGCCGAGGCUCCGGCGGCCCUGGCUCCAGAGCCCAAAGGUAUCAAUCAUGGCUCCAUGCCCUCUCUGGACCUGCAGAUCACUGAGGGUGGUGGACGGAGGGGUGUAGGUCCCUUGGGGGCUCGGUACGGAGGCCUGCCAGCAACAUGGGCCACCACUGCUCAGCGCCAGACACCCAGCUCGGUGGGAAGGGUGCCAUCCUUCUCCAGCCCGUCCCAGCCACCCAAACCCAAGGAACCUGUACGACUCAACAAGUUCCCCCUAGAUCUGGACAGCCUGGUCUCACCACACCAGGUUGUGACCACAGAUUCUUCUCCUGUACCCAAACCCCUCCCCAGGCUCCAUGGCAGAGUGAGCGGCUCAUCAAUCGUUCCGACCACGUCGGCAAUGGGGGCCCAGCCUGUCCCCAGCGUUAGCCAGACACCUGUGCCCCUGUCCCCAGCACAGACCCCUCAGCUGAAGCUGGUCUCCCAGCCCCAGGUCGUUCAGCUUUCCCCAGAGGUGACGACAACUGCUGUGGACCCCAGCCUGGAAGGUUCUGGUGAGAGCGUGGGCUCCAUACUCCAGAGGAUCGCCUCCUUUUCUUCACCUAAUGGCAGCACCAGCACAGUGGGGUCUAGGCCAAGGAUGGAGCUCAAUGGCAAUAGGAUCCAGCACCAGGCAUCCCAGCAGCAAUGUGAUACGACGCAGGGCCCGGACACGCAAGUCCAGAUGGCGGAACGAGAGGCGGAGCCAGAGCAGCAGCCAUGUUCCAUUGAGUCCCACCCUCAAGUCCACGUCACAGGCGGAGAGCCCCACCCCCAGGGCCACAUCACCGGCAGCGAGUUGUUCGGCUACGUGGGCAUCGAGGCGGUGCUGGACCAGAUGCGGCGCAAGGCCAUGAAGACAGGUUUUGAGUUCAACAUCAUGGUGGUGGGUCAGAGUGGUCUUGGGAAGUCCACGCUGGUCAACACGCUCUUCAAGUCCAAAGUGAGCCGGAAGUCCUGCACACCCAACUACGAGGAAAAGAUCCCCAAGACAGUGCAGCUGCAGUCGGUCAGCCAUGUGAUCGAGGAGAAGGGGGUGAAGAUGAAGCUGACGGUGAUUGAUACCCCUGGCUUUGGAGAUCAGAUUAAUAACAACAACUGCUGGGAGCCGAUAGUCAAGUACAUCAAUGAGCAGUACGAGAAGUACCUGGUGGAGGAGCUCAACGUCAGCAGGAAGCGACGCAUCCCCGACACGCGCGUUCACUGCUGCGUGUACUUCUUGCCCCCCACGGGACACUGGCUGCGACCCAUCGACGUGGAGUUCAUGAAGAGACUGGGCAAGAUCGUGAGCAUCGUACCCGUGAUCGCCAAGGCGGACACACUCACCAUGGAGGAGAGGCUCGAGUUCAAGGAGACGAUAAGGCACAACCUGCAGGCCAACGGUAUCCAGGUGUACCCUCAGAGGGAGUACGACGAGGAUGCCGAGGACAGGAUACGCAACGACAAAAUCAGGGAAAACAUCCCGUUCGCUGUGGUCGGGACAGACAAGGAGCACCAGGUCAACGGGAACAAGGUCCUGGGCAGGAAAACCAAGUGGGGCAUCAUUGAAGUUGAAAACGUCGCACACUGCGAGUUCGCCAACUUGAGAGACCUGCUCAUCAGAUCCCACCUGCAGGACCUGAAAGACGUCACUCACGACAUCCACUACGAGACGUACCGCGUGCGGCGCCUCAACGAGGGCAACGGCGGCGGCCCCGUCAACGGCUCCCUGGAGAAGAGCGACGGCGAGAGCCAGCUCUGAGAGGGGCGGGGCAGGGGGAGGAGCAGAGGGUGGGGACAGUGCCGCUAAUUAGCCCAGCCCUGACUCUGUGCCCCGCCCUCCCACCUGUAAAAACUGUACACGUUAGUGUAUCGGGUCACGGAAAGUCGUAUUCUUCUUCCCCAAGGACACGAAUUUGUACUCCUAGCUACACUCGAAGCACACACUGGGCACCUGUCAAGCGCGUCGGUCCGCGUCAGAGCCGCAACCCUGUAAGUGCUGAAAGCCACGAGAGAGCGCCUUAGCGUGUGUGUGUAGCUGUGAGUGCAGCUGUGAGUGCCACCGAUUCAGAACCAGCGAGGGCCACCGGGGAUCGAGAAGCGUGCCGCCGCAGGUGACGCUCUUCCGUUGCGAGCCAUCAACGCCGUCUCCUUUAGUGCCACUGGAUCACGUGAUCCGUUUCAUCCGCUUCGCUUCUCAGCUUUGACUUACUCCACUUGUGAUGGGAACAUUUUAUGCAAACUGUGAUUUUAUGCUGUCUUCAUGCCCGCCUUUGUACCCAUGGCUUGUUUGGCCGUCUGUUCUGGAGAUGCGGAAGUGGCUUCCGGACCGCAACUGUCACAGGAAAGGCUCCUGCAACCUCCUAAAGCAAACGGUCAACUGGUGUCCUCUUCAUACCUGCAUAUCGUUUUAUUGCCACUGUUCAUCUGGGGGGUUUAUUAAUGAUUUAGGGUCCUUAUAUAAGAGGUUUCCUGACGGUUCAGUGUCAGCGUCUGUUGGGACCAGUGACGGCUCCCACAUGGCGAAGACCAAGAGGUGAGAAAGAGCUGCUGGAAUAGAGGGACUGGUCAAGGGUCAGAGGUCACGAUCCCAACCCUUCCAGCUCACUGUUGCCCUCCACUGACCAUGCUGAGGAAGCCACUCUAUCGUUCUCCACCUUGUCCACAUACCCUUCCCUUGGUCCUUACAGCGAUUCUGUAUUUGUACACGUAACUCCUGCUACUUAUUGUACAGAUCUCCGGUUGUUUUGUCCUGCCUGUGUACUAACAGUUCAGACAUGUUUGUGUCUCCUUCUCAGUAAGAACAAUUUUAAUAUGAAGCACCGCUCAUAUGUGAUUAAAGUGAUACACUCACCCUUUGAGCAGUGUCUCUCUCCAUCGAUGAUGCCAACAGGUGCUGGGAGUCUGUAGGCCCUGUGUAUCCCAAGCGAUGGGGAAACGUCCUCCUCUAAAGGCCACCGUAGGGAUCAUUUCAGGAUAACCAGUCUGUUCUUCUGGACAACUUGCUGUCUCCGUGUAGGUGUUCCAUUACCUUCUGACCAGA
This is a messenger RNA of Scleropages formosus (Asian bonytongue), 3777 nucleotides long. It is a transcript of the gene septin12, whose product is annotated as septin 12. Gene Ontology annotation, molecular function: GTP binding. The coding region runs from base 163 to 2496 and encodes 777 amino acids. The record is from RefSeq and is a predicted model, not a curated record. NCBI's taxonomy places the organism in Eukaryota, Metazoa, Chordata, Actinopteri, Osteoglossiformes, Osteoglossidae. The transcript has 11 exons.